UUGUUUCUAGAGUCAGAUCAUCUAUGUUCUGUACUACGCCCAUUCUCUUUGACAGGAAGUUUGAAAUAGUUCAAGGCUAGAUCGGACCCUCUAUUAUUAUUUUUUUUUCAUGGCUAGACUAAACAUAACAUACACAGCUGAUUGUGUCACUACUAUAAAACUAUCAUUUUUGCAAUACAACUCCCAGAAGAUGUCAGCUGACUCCCCAAGACGAUCAGGCGGUCGCAUGGCACGCCAUGGUGGGGGGUCUGUCUGUGGGAGUGGAGGAGGUCAAAUAGUUGCUCCUCAAACAGUAACGGAUCCUUCCAUCAUUGACAGUGUCACUGGAUUUAUUAAUGAUGUUGUUCCACAGGCUUACACCAGUACACUGCCUGGGGAUUGUAAAGAAACAAUAACAUGGGCCCGUUUUGAGACAGCUGACAUCAAUGACCCAGCCUUCUUCCCAGACAGUACUUCUGACACAGUGCUGCCUCUUAUUCUUAUUUUAGGUUACAAUACUGGAGUGCAGGUAUGGGCAAUCCCUGCUAAUGGGGAAGCAACUGAGGUUCUAUCUUGGAGUCAAGGCAGUGUGCGCACCCUUCGCAUUUUGCCUAGCCCAACAUCAAAUGUAGCAAGUAGUUCUGAUUCAUAUGUUAUGAAAAGACCAUUAGUAGCCAUAUGUGAUAGCGCUGGCCCAGGGCCCCCUUUCUGCUCUGUUAGUUUUAUCUCUUUGAAAACUGGUGAUCAGGUUAAAAGUAUCAAAUUUAAAAAUCCUGUGUGUGAUGUGCAUGCAAACCGACGAUCUGUCAUAGUCACAUUUCCAGAGCGUAUCGCUGUGUUUGAUGCAUGUACUCUCGAAGAUCGUCUUAGCAUUACCUCUUGCUAUCUUAGUCCCGGUCCUAAUUCAAAUCCAGUUGCAAUCGGCUCGCGCUGGCUCGCCUUUGCUGAAAAGAAACUGGUUGCUUGGAAAAGGAGCUCUGGGGGUGUUGGAGGUGGAGGAGCUCAGUCAUACACUGCUACAGUGUUGCAUGCAGCCCAAACAUUGGGGAGGGGGUUACGUGGACUGAGUGAAUCAGUAGCCAGCAGUUUAACUGGUCCACGAAGUCACUCUGCAGCUCAAGUGGGUAUUCUGGGAAGCUCUCCCCCAACAAUGAAUGGAACGGACCAUAGCUCACCAGGUGUUGUAACCGUUUUGGACUUAGAGGCUUCUUCCAAUCGCUUCAAUAGUGCUGAUGAUGUUCAUUCUGGAAACUCAAUAAGUGCUGAAGGAGUCAUUGCUCACUUCAUAGCUCACAAUGAAGCUAUUGUGGCCUUAGAAUUCGAUCCCAGUGGCACAUUGCUGUUGACAGCAGACAAGCGUGGGCAUGAUUUUCAUGUUUUCCGACUUCAGCCUCAUCCUGGAGGCUCAUCUCUGUCUGCUGUCCAUCACUUAUAUGUUCUGCAUAGGGGCGACACAACAGCAAAGGUUCAAAAUGUUGCCUUUUCCUGUGAUUCCCGUUGGGUGGCUGUGAGCACAAUGCGUGGUACAACUCAUGUCUUUCCUUUAACUCCCUAUGGAGGGCCAGUGGGCUUCCGAACUCAUGGCUCCCCUCUUGUUGUGAAUCGAUUGAGCCGCUUCCAUCGAAGUGCAGGUCUUAGUGCUGAUGGCAGAAGUAGCCCAGUACCAAGUCCAGAAACUCCACCUUGUCUUCCUGCAGGACCACAUGCGAAUCCUCGUCUGCCCCCAUAUCCUCAUCCCUUUGUGCAAUCUCCCUUAGCUCAACUCCGCCAAUCCCCUCACCCUCCUUUAGCACCUGGUGGAACUCUUGAUUUAUCUCUCAAGGUCUGUGCCACGUUUGCUUUACCCCGAGCAUGGCUGUUGGAUUCCCAAACAGCGCAUCCACGGGAUGGUCCCAGAGACUCUACUCGAGUGCAAAGACGUCCUGUUGAGUCCCUCUUUGUCAUGGCACAUCAUGGAAAUCUUGUUCAGUAUGACCUAGACCCUAAAGCAGUUACAUCUGAUCCAAGGGAGAAAAUCUGUGAUGACACAAAAAUUGAGUUGGAUGUGGAGGCUAAGGCCCAAUGGCCUCUUCAAAGGUCAUCUCAUUCCUCAGAAGUUCUUCCUCCUCUACCAUCUUCUAACAUUCUUUUGUGUGGCCCUGAACUGCGCAUGCCUUCCUGUGAGUCAGAAAGUAAUGGUCAAGUAGAAGAACGUUGGCUUUCUCAAGUGGAGAUUGUUACACAUGCUGGCCCACACAGGCGCCUGUGGAUGGGACCACAGAUCACUUUCAAAACACUUCUUCCAACUACUACAUUUGGGCCGAAUGUAUCAAUGCAGGAUGUUGAAGCUGUUGAAGUUGGAACUAUUCCUGUAUCCCGGCCAGCGCGUUCAAACCCUGUGAAUAUGCCCUCAGGAGGUAGACCUGUUGUUCCUGUCUUGAUAGAAUCUGGAUCUGGCAGUAGUCUAGAGCAGUCACCACAUCUGCUGGAAGUAUAUGGUGCUGAUUCUGGUGAAUCUGAACAUUGGGGAAGCCAUGGAGAUUCAAGGUUGCGGGAAGAUUUAGCCGAUGCCAUGCUUGAGAGUCCAGGCGCACCUUCACGAGAAAAAGGGAAAAGAAGAUACUGUGGUCUUGUAGGAGGAGGAGGAGAAGGUGGAGGUGGAGAUGGGGUGGGGGAGGGAAGGGGCACUUGCCCGGUCCGACGUGUGGUGAACCCCGGUGGGGCUGAGAUCACGAUGAGGUCGAGGUCGGGCUCGGGCUGCGAGGAGUCAGACGUGGACCUCGCGGUUCCCAUCCCAAUCCCCCUCUCAGACCAAGUCUCAGACCAGCCCCAGCUGGCUGCACACCACUGGGAGGCCAUUGCGAUCCCUGCCUCUGCGCCACUGAUCCCCGUCCCCCACGACCCCGCCCCAGACUCAGCACCUCAUCGGCUGCUCGUCACCACAAUUGCUGCAGCACCAAUGCAGAGGCAGUCUACGCAGCUGGCCCAGCACGUCUCUGAGUGCUCCACUCCUCCGUUUGCAGAGAAGACCAGCACGGCCUGCAGUCCAAAAGCAUCAGAUGAGUUUGUUAAGAAAGGUGCCCCUGGUGGUAUUGCUAGAAAGGAUAAAAUUGUAUCUGAAAAGGAGCGUUGUGGUAGGAGAGGUAGCGAUGAUGCUAGUGUAGGUAAGAAAAAGGCUACACCUGAGAGAGAAACACCAUGUAGUAAGGAAGCCAGUAAAGUUAAGGCUGAGGGGGCAAUGAAAUAUGAGAAUGGAAAAGGUUCUGAGGUGAAUGAUCCAUCAAUAUCUCGUAAAAAGAGUAAAAAGAAUGCUGCUGCAGUGAAAGAACUAGAUUCAUGUCCAAAUUAUGCAAAUAUUCAAGAUUUGAAUUGUAUUCAGGUUGAUGAUGUAAUGUCGGUAGAUACUAAUACUACCAAAAAGGAAACAGAUAUUGUAAACAGCUCUGGAGCUUUGCAAGGGAUUUCAGGUAAAAAAGGGAGAAAAAGUUGUAGCACUCAGGAAAUUAUAGUAGAUGAUAGUGUUGCUCCUGCAACAAAAACAUCUAGAAAAUCUGUUUCUCCUCAGAAAGAAGAAGUAAGUGAAAAAAAUCUAAAGAGGUCUUGCAUUACUCCUGAAAAAGAGGUACUUAAUGAUAGAAAUGCAAAGAGGUCCUCCAUUACUCCGGAGAAAGAAGAACUGGAUGAAUCCUCCUCUGUCCUCACUAAAAAGAACAAGAAAAGGACAACAAUGUUAUCAAAAGAUGUUGUGAAACAGUGUGAAAAUGUUCCAAAUGCUGAAAAUUUUGAAGCCAAAUUAGAACCAGAUAAUUCUAUUUCAACAAAUGUUGAGACUGAAAUUGUGUUUGCUCAAGAGGCAGAUACUGAUUUUAGCCUAAAGGAUACUGUUACAAAUUGUGAGUUGGAGAAAGGAUUUGCUUGCUUGCAAUCAGAUUCAACUUCUCCAUUGGAUGAACAAUUAUCUGAAGUAAAAUCAGAUAUUGAAUUUGUCAUCUCAAACAAAGAUGAUAAAGAGGAAAUUUCCAUCGCUAAAGCAAUCCCACAAACUCAAAAACUUUCAAAAAGUGCCAGAAGAGCGUUACGAGCUCAGCAGAUUUUGGAAGCAGAGCUUGCAUCUAAAAAUGAUUUAGAAAGUUGCGGCGAUGUUAAGGUUGUUAGUAAUUUGGAUAUUGAGGUAUCCAUCAAUUCAGUUUGUAUGAAAGAUGACAUUGUGUCUGAAGAACCAGUAGUUCUCCCGGACACAAAGGAUAUUAGUGUCCCAAAGACUAAGAGGGGCAAUAAACUCAAAGAAUCUGACAAUAUUGCUAGUGAUAAGUGUGAGUCAGUGGAAUCUGUUCCUGCUGUUCAAAAACAUUUAGAGGAGGCUGCUUUAGAUAUCCAUUGUGAGAAAGCUACUGAUCAAAAUAAGAGGGAUGCCCAGUUGUCUGUUGAAGGUUCCUACACAAAGGAAAGUUUAGAUGGCAUGUCCAUUGAUGUCUCCGCAAAGAAUGGAAAGAAGGGGUUAAAAUCUACUAAAUCCAAGAGUACUGAAAAUGAAAGUAAAAUACAAACAUCUGAGCCAAUCCCACCUGAAUGUAUUGAUACCAACGUGUGGAAAUUAAAAAGUAGUUCUGAGCUACAAAAAAAUGCAGAAAAUUUCCCUGCUCUUUCAACUAAAAACUCAAAGAAAGCUUGGGGGAAUACUAGUAAUGAGGUUGAUAAGUCAGAUGAAGUGGAUCAAGCAUUGUCAUGUCUCUCAGAAAAAUCUGAAAAAAGUGUGAAGGAUUUGGAAAAGAGGAAUUCUUUUCCAACUAUAGACAUGAACCCAGUCAAGCCUAAAAGAGGGUGGGAAAUGCCAAAUAGUAGUGUUCCCUCCUCUGAAAUGGAUGUUGAUAAACUCUCGUUUGAAGAUCUUGAGGCAAUUGUUGAUGCCGCAUGCAAAGAGGAAGAAUCAAAGAUAGAUCAGACAUGUUUGAAGGAAAAUAAGAAAGGGAAAAAAAGUGAUCUCAGUACUGUAACUCCUCCAAAGACCAAAGGAAAAGAGAAUGUUGAGGAAGAAAUUGUGAAAGAUUCAGGACAUUGUGUAGAUAAAAUUGAAGUCAUAGAUGUACCUAAGCCUCAAGAAGAGUUAAUCAAACAAGAUGAACCUGUGAAAUCCCCUGAGAAACCUCUUUCCACUCCUAACAGGAGUUCAAAAGCUCACAGAAAAAAACGCAGGUAGAGGGAAUGACGAAUGACGUUUUUGUUCUAGACCUACUAAGUAGCUUAUCUUUCAUUUCAUGCAUAGCAAGAUGAACUUUAUACACAAAAACAAAUAAAAAAUGAUGAUGUUUGGAAGUAUAGGUAUGUGUUGAGCUUCCAGCAAUUACCAUUUUAAAAUUUUUUAGAUUGGUGUAACAAACAAAAAACUACAGAUAUAAUGGUAGUGUGUGAUGUUUGUGCUAAAAGUCUGCCACUCUAUAGUAGAAUGGAUGGAGUAUUCUCUGUUCUGCUGCAGUAGUUUGGUUGCUUGUGUUCUUUUACUUGCCCCCUAAGUAAUGUUGAAGCAUUACUCUUCUUCGUUAGCUAAGCAUAGUGUUAGCUGAUUGGUGUACCAGAUUUUUUACAAUUUCACUCUCUGCAUAGAAGGUCUACAUGUCGAUUUUCAAUGUAGUUUGGUACUGGAGACUGCUUACACUACCUAGCGCUUACUGUUAGCUUAGACCUUUUAUUAAUUUUAUGUUCUCUUGGAUCCUGGUUCCUUUGUAAAAUUAAAUUUACUUGGAUUUUUCAUGGACCUCAUAUCAAGUUUAUUUGUUUCAAGAUGAAUUGAGGUUUAAUAAAUCCUAAAAGUAGAAAAUAGAUUUCAACAAGGUUUUUUUUUUUUAUCACAGCAGAUUUUGAAUUUUAUUAUGUAAGAGCAGAUUUCGAUCUCGUAUACAACAUGUUGAGUUGUUGGAUAUUCAUAUACUUAUGAGAUUUUUUUGUAUUGUAUACAGGGUUGUAGGCAUAAGCAAGAUGUAAGGUAUAUGUGGAAAAAGCUUAUGUAUCAAGUGUGAAAAAAUAUCUGGAUUUAGUGUUUCAGUUUUCUUAAACCCAGGCCUCAUUGGUCAGUAUCAAGACUGGUUUGGCAAAUUUUUUGCCAAUCGUGAUAUGGGUUUGAUAACUUUCAAUACAAAAGUCUACAGUUGUUCUUCAUACUGUACUCUUUUCCAAAGUUUUCAUUUAUUGGCACUUAGGAAUUUUUAAAGAUACACACUGUGUUGAGCUUGAUUGACGUUUAAAAUUAACUCCUAUGGGCUAGUACUCAUUGCAAGUAAGCCAUUAUAUGUAUUUGAAAUUAUUUUUCUUAAUAUUGUACGGAAAUCAUGGUUGUGUGGGCGAUGGAUUUUAAGAGUUUGGUGGAAAUCAAAUGAUAUCAAAGCAGUUAGCUCUGCUUGAGCUGAAGAAGUCUGUUUUUGCAUGAUGUUGUUGGUAAUGAGUUAAUGAAAGCAAUAGAACUUUUAACCAGCCUCAAUACUUUGUUUUAAGGAGAGGAAACUUCUCACUUUAUUGUUGACUUUAACCAUGUUGGUUAUUCGGAAUUAGAGACCAUUAUGACUUACAUUUUACUGCAAAAAUUACUUUAAAUACCGAGGAUAUGUGUCUGUCCAGAUAGCAAUGAAAUACUCUUAGUUUUCUUGUUUUCUUAUUUUCAAUUUUUAUAAUUUCAGUAUUUUAUAUUUCAAUUGAACAUUCAUUUUAAAGACAUCUUCAGUACGUCAUAUGAUAAGUUUUACGGCUUUGGCCAUUACAUCAAUUCUUAUUUUAUCUAUUCAUUAGGAGUAUCUGAAGUUGUCUUUUCCUUGUACCUUGAGUGCCUGUUGUUUUAACAGUAUUCUAUCUAUGUGAGUGUUCUUAUAGCUAUUUAAAUGCUUUCUAUGAAAGCAGCUUGCAAAUCAGAUCCUCACAACUUUUUUUGUGGUUUUACGUACAAGUAGAGAAAUCACAUUUUUAUUUCCAAUUCGUUUUUAUUUUUAUCUGGUUGUAAGUGCAGUGACCUUAAUGUUUUGUUUGCCAAGGUGCUUGCAACUUUCUUGGGAAAUUACUGGUAGAUGAUAAUCUGAAAAAUGUGUCACCUUAGAAGUUUUAACAAUUCACAAAUUUGAAUAUAAAGUAUAUUUUUUAUUAGCAAUUAAGUUAUAAAAAUCAAAUACUCUCUGGAAUCAUUUUUUUUUUAGGAGCACUUUGUAGAAUUUUUGUGUCUAACAUGCAGCAUGCUCUUUUUAACUAUAUGACCAUAUGUGUGACACAUUGUCUUUUUUUAUGGUAGGAAAAAGAAAAGCCUUACUUUGAGGAUGGGGUUGUGUAUUCAGUGUUGUGUCAAACAUUAGUAACCCUAGCCUUUUAAUUCUUAAACAGUAAUUUUCAAAAUUUGAGCUUUUUGCGUUUUGUAAUUCUUUUCAGUCAUAGAUGAUUUGAAUUUAAGUACCUACUAUAAGCAGUCUUCAAGUAGGAAGAUUUUUCUUUCAGACUGUGUUCAGCCAAAGAAAUGUAAAAACUAAGACAAAAAAAUAUUAAAAUCUCAAAAGCCACUAAACAUGCAUGCUUUCAUGUUUUUUUUUCUCUAAAGGUAUUCUGGUAGACUUGGGUGUCAUUAAUUGUACUUGGUGCACUAACUUACUGUAAUACCAUAAUACUUUUGUGCAACAUGCCAGUUUAUUUAUUGCAGUUGGUUUUAUUGGUAUAAGUUUAACAUUAUUAGCAGAAAAUAGACAAGUAAGAAAAGUUACCCAAACAGGAAAAAAAAUGUAUGCCAUACUUUAAGAUUACAGCUAGCUUGCUAAUUUUGCUUUUAUUUUCUUUGUCAAUUGCGGUGUUUGUGUUUUUACCAGUUACUGGCAACUACAUAUCAUGAAACAAUCUAAUAGCCUGCUACAUAUGGCUUGAGAUGAUUUUAAUGUUUUUUGAAAGUUAAGCCAAGUAAAGGCCGAGGAAUACUGAAAUGUUGGCCUCACGAACAGAAUUUGUAUAGCUCAUGAAUUUGUCAUGAUUUUCUUUUAAAGUUUGUUGUGUUUAUCCUCUGACUGUGUUGAAAAAAUUAUGUACCGUAUUCUCUUUGUAUAAGGUGAUGUGUAUUUUACUCCUCUGUAAGUACCACCAUUGUCAUGCUUUUCAUAAUCUAGAUCAGAAAAAUGGAUACAUAAAGAUGUACAAAGGACACCUAAAAUGAAUGGAGAAAACUUUUGGUAUGACAGUGUGCUAAAUGACGGUGCAUUGCUUGUAUGUCAGUCACGGGUUAUUGUCUAUGUUUGUAUUUUGUGUUGUGAGUGCUGAUCCCGUAUCACUUAUCAACUUUGAAUGGUACAUGUGCGAAAAUAGCUACUCACUUAAACUUUUAGUCAAAAUAAUAUCUCACCUAUAUCCUGUCACUUUUCUUCUUUUGAACCUAUAAAGAUACAUAAUUAAUUUUAGUAUGGUGGAAAUUCCUGGCCUAAUAUUUUGGUUUUAUUACACCUUUGAAAUUGAGUUAUUGUAAGGUGCAUUAGAUUCAGUGGAAACAUCAAUGUAAUGGUAAUCUAAUCUUUUAGGCAAAACGUCUUAAACAUUACUGAUUUCUUUACUGUGUUUUUGGCUGAAAAAACUUUGUAAAAGUCCUGCUUGGGUUUACCCAACCUCCUAUCACCAGGCAGAUAACACUGAAAUUUCGUCUAAAUAAAGACAUGCCUGGUGUUGAGCAUUUUUGGAGAUGUAAACCCAAUAUUGUGUUGUACACUUAUAUGCAAAUACAUUUAUUUUUUAUAUGGAA
Molecule: messenger RNA, 8701 nt
Organism: Frankliniella occidentalis (western flower thrips)
Lineage: Eukaryota; Metazoa; Arthropoda; Insecta; Thysanoptera; Thripidae
Exons: 14
Coding region: 110-5155 (1681 amino acids)
Biological process (GO): response to starvation; autophagy
Cellular component (GO): cytoplasm
Molecular function (GO): protein binding
Source: RefSeq, a predicted model, not a curated record